GACUCCAGUCGACUUGUCGGCAAGUUUUCGAUCGUAGUUCAUACUUCAUAGUUCUAGUUAAAGCGUUAACGCCAAGCAAUAAAGACUUGAGAUUGUGAUAAUUUCCGUGCGUUUCUGAAUAAAGUUGCUAGGUGUGCAGUGAUUUUUUAUUCCAUUUUUAAAUAAACAUAUUAGUGUAAGCAAGAAGUGUUACGCUGUCUUUUACACCUGCAUUACUUUUUGUAGAUGUUGUGAAUUUUGUUUUUGUGAUAAAACUUGUGCGACAAUGGCAGACAAUUCAAAAUUGACCGAUGAGGAGUUAGUAGACAUCAGGGAACAGUUUUCUCAGCUGGAUACAAGCGGCAACGGGUUCAUUGAUUUGAAGGAGCUCAAAGACGCACUCGACGGCGUUGGCUACAAAAUUCCACAAUGGAAGGUGCGGUGCAUGAUCGACGAAUACAACGACAACGGCAGGAAGGCAGGGCGGGGAGUCAAUGGCAGCAUGAAUGGAGACACGAGAAAGAACGGCAUCUCCUUAACAGAGUUUGAGGAGCUUUGCGCAAAUCUUAAAGCACAACAGGUCUCAAGCACAUUUAAACAAGCUGUCAGUAAAAAGGAGAAUCUUGAACAUUUGGGUGGUAUGAGCGAGGCGUCUAGCGAUGGCACAACUCAUUCAGUGCGCCUGGAGGAACAGAUGGCCUUCUCGGGCUGGAUCAACAGUAAUCUGGAGCACGAUCCAGAUUUAAAGCACCUGUUGCCCAUAGACCCAGAAGGCAAACAGCUGUAUGAGAAACUUAAAGACGGACUUAUUUUGUGCAAAGUCAUAAACCACUCCUGCCCGGACACGAUAGACGAGCGUGCGAUCAACAAAAAGAACCUUACGCUGUAUACCAAACAUGAGAACCUCACGCUAGCAUUGGUGUCCUCACAGGCGAUCGGUUGCAACAUCGUCAACAUAGACGCACAUGAUUUGGCUAAAGGCAAACCUCACUUGGUGCUGGGACUUCUCUGGCAGAUUAUCCGUAUCGGUCUCUUCAACCAGAUCACCCUAGAACACUGUCCAGGACUCACAGAGCUGCUUAACGAUCAGGAGAGAAUCGAAGAUCUAUUGGCUUUGUCACCCGAGGCGAUCCUGCUCCGCUGGGUCAAUCAUCAACUGCAGAGCGCGGGAGUUACCCGCCGCUGCACGAACUUCCAGCAAGACGUGUCGGACUCAGAGAUCUACUCGUACCUGCUUAAGCAGAUCGCACCUGACGAUGCGGGCGUUACUCUUGACGCGUUACGGGAGACCGACCUCAUCCGCCGUGCCGAAGUUAUGCUCCAACAAGCUGCCAAGCUCAGGUGUCGUGCUUUCGUCACUCCAGCUGAUGUCGUCGGUGGAGUCUACAAACUCAACUUGGCCUUCGUUGCCAACCUCUUUAACCAACACCCUGGCUUGCAAAGAGCUGAUACCGGCGAUGAUACCUAUCACCAGUUGGACGAAACCCGGGAGGAAAAGACAUACCGCAACUGGAUGAACUCUAUGGGUGUUGCGCCUCACGUCAACUGGCUGUACUCUGAUCUUACGGACGGACUCGUCAUCUUCCAGCUAUAUGAUAUCAUCAAACCAGGCAUCGUCAACUGGAAGAAGGUACACCGUCAAUUCUCAAAGCUGCGCAAAUUCAUGGAACGCCUCGAGAACUGCAACUACGCUGUGGAACUUGGCAGACAACUUGGCUUCUCACUUGUGGGCAUCGCUGGGGCGGAUAUCAAUGAAGGAAACGCCACGCUGACAUUAGCUCUAAUAUGGCAGUUGAUGCGCGCAUACACGUUGUCAGUGCUGACGCGCCUAGCCAACACCGGCAAUCCGAUAAUCGAGAAAGAGAUCGUGCAAUGGGUCAACAACAAACUCCAGUCAGCCGGCAAGACAUCCUCUAUCAAGAGCUUCCAGGAUGAAGUUUUGGCAGACGGCAAAGUAGUACUUGAUCUGAUCGACUCCAUCAAGCCCGGCGCCAUCAACUACGAUCUCGUUUUGCCUGGUGGCAACCAAGAGGAGAACCUAGCAAACGCGAAAUACGCGGUAUCAAUGGCCCGACGUUGCGGCGCGAGGGUUUAUGCCCUUCCCGAAGACAUCACUGAGAGGAAGCCAAAGAUGAUCAUGACCGUGUUCGCGUGCCUCAUGGCCCUCGACUACAUCCCUACUAUGGACGCACCCACACACCCGUUGGACAGCACAGCAGUUCAAGUGGUAGAGAACAGCGAUUACGACGCACCUAUCACUGUGGAUGGUAUUAUGCAACAGCACGAAUUCGAAUCCCCUGUAUUCGAGCAAGAUAAUUUAGCACAGGGUGAACUAGAUUCGGUAUACGUUCAAAGUGAAUUGCACUCGCCCGUAUUCGUAAACGACAAUUACGUAUUCGGAGUGAACGAGCCCACUGACGAGAAUACUGAUCCUAAUAUGGUAUCGGAACCCAUUAUUUUAGAAAAACCUGCGUUGCCUCCGAAACCCGAAAAUUUGACGCCCGUGCGUUCUAACUCCAUAACUGCUACGGAAAAAUAGAGUUUUUUUUUUUAAAUUUCAAUGACAAUCAGUAAUUUUUAUGAAUUUAUCAGAUAAAUAUUUAUUUUAUUGUAAAUAGGUAUAAUACAAUAAUUAUAUGUAAUUUGAAGGGGAUUAAGCAGGCGAAUACUGAAAAGCAUUGGUAUUUUUAUUACAAAGUUAUUAAUUUUUUAUUUUUUUACGUCCUCCAACCGAUUUGAAAAUCAUGGUAGCACCGAUGAGAAAACCAUGGUAGCUAAGUGACAUAAUUCAAUAUAAAUUUGGAAAUUGUGUAUACAUGUACACAAGCUGCUAUGCUACGCUUCGUUAGUCUUGCGUCACAUUACGGCCAAGAGGUUAUUGGUUGCCUGGCAGAGAUUGCUACUAAGCGAUAAGGCCGC
Molecule: messenger RNA, 2898 nt
Organism: Pararge aegeria (speckled wood butterfly)
Lineage: Eukaryota; Metazoa; Arthropoda; Insecta; Lepidoptera; Nymphalidae
Gene: Fim
Product: plastin-2
Exons: 15
Coding region: 266-2518 (750 amino acids)
Biological process (GO): actin filament network formation; actin filament bundle assembly
Cellular component (GO): actin filament; cytoplasm; actin filament bundle
Molecular function (GO): calcium ion binding; actin filament binding
Source: RefSeq, a predicted model, not a curated record